Messenger RNA from Procambarus clarkii (red swamp crayfish), 3221 nucleotides. Lineage: Eukaryota; Metazoa; Arthropoda; Malacostraca; Decapoda; Cambaridae. The record is from RefSeq and is a predicted model, not a curated record.
GUGGCAAUAGUGAUUCAACAUUUGUUUUUGUUGAGAGAGAAAUACAUUGACGAGUACAGUGGCUCAGGUGUAGUGUACUGUAGGUGGUGUAGGUGAUGAGGCUCGGACUGUAGGAGGUGUACAAGAGGCCAGGAGAUUGUACAAGAAGCCAGGAAGGUGUACAAGAGGCCAGGAAGAAGGUGUACAAGAGGCCAGGAAGAAGGUGUACAAGAGGCCAGGAAGACGGUAUAGAAGAGGCCAGGAAGAAGGUGUACAAGAAGCCAGGAAGAAGGUGUACAAGAGCCCAGGAAGAUGGUAUAGAAGAGGCCAGGAAGGUGUACAAGAGGCCAGGAAGUAAGUGUACAAGAGACAAGGGAGAAGGUGUACAAGAGGCCAGGGAGAAGGUGUACAAGAGGCCAGGGAGAAGGUGUACAAGAGGCUAGGAAGAAGGUGUACAAGAGGCAAGGAAGGUGUAGAAGGUGGUAAGGAACGGGCAAGAUGCCGCCCACGGUGAACCAGCCCCACACUGUAGACCGAGACAAGCGGCCUCGCACCGGUGAGAGGAGUCUUCCACUUCAGGAACAAAUACAUAUACGAAGGUCUGACCUGGUGAGCCGAGUGAAGUAUUGCAACACACUGCCAGAUAUUCCAUUUGAUCCCAAGUUCAUUAACUAUCCUUUUGAUUCCAAUAGGUAUGUACGUUAUAAGCAGACUUCUCUUGAGAAAAACUACCGAUAUGAGGUUUUGACAGAACAUGAUUUAGGCGUAACCAUUGAUCUUAUUAAUCCAGAGGCGUACACACCUGUCCCAGGCGCACAACUGCAUCCAACAGAUGAAAGAUUGCUUGAAGAUGACAUUCUCACUCCACAGGAUGCAAAACGUUCCAGGCAUCAUCAUGUCAAUGUUUCGUGGUUACGUCGAACUGAAUACAUUUCAACUGAGCCCACACGCUUCCAGCCACAGACUAAUGAGAAAAUUGAGGCCACUGUUGGCUUUGCCACACGUAGGAAAAAUGCUUCAGAGGAGAAUGUUUAUACUGAUCGUGAUAGCCAACUUGAGGCCAUUGAAAAAACCUUCCAAGAUGUUAAGAUUACUCUUGAGAAUCACUACAGCAAGCCUGGAGUGACUGCAGUUGAAGAACUACCAAUAUACCCAGACUUUGAUCUUUGGAAGUAUCCAUGCGCUCAGGUCAUCUUUGACUCGGAUCCCGCACCAGUGGGAAGACCCAUGCCGGCUCAGCUUGAAGAAAUGUCUCAGGCUAUGAUUAGGGGUGUGAUGGAUGAAUCUGGGGAACAGUUUGUGGCAUACUUCUUGCCCACGGACGAUACACUUAAGAAGAGGAAGCGCGACGUUGAUGAAGGAGUCGAGUACAUGGAUGACGAUGAGUAUGAUUACGUAAUGGCUCGUGAGUACAACUGGAAUGUAAAGAAUAAAGCCUCCAAAGGCUAUGAAGAGAACUACUUUGUGGUUAUACGUAAUGAUGGCGUUUUCUACAAUGAGUUAGAGACGAGAGUGCGUUUAAGCAAACGUCGCCUCAAGCAAGGUCAGCAGCCUAAUAACUCUCGAUUGGUUGUCCGUCACCGGCCCCUUAUUGCACAGGAGCACAAAAGUCAACGCUUCCGAGAAAAAAUGCUCGAGCCUCCGGGUGAAGAGGAAGAGGAGGAGGAGGAAGAGGAGGAAGAAGAGGAAGAGGAGGAGAUGGAGAAUGAAAAAGGCAGUGCCAAAGGAUCUGAUGAUGAAGGCAGUGAGAGAUCUCGAUCUCGCUCAAGAUCAGGAAGUAAGGAACCUGCCCGCAGCAGGUCAGGUUCUCGUUCACGCAGCCGAUCGGGCUCUCGCUCAAGGAGUCGUUCUCGCAGUGGCUCACGGAGCAGGUCUCAUAGUAGGUCCCGCAGCAAGACCCGUAGUAAAUCCCGCAGUAAAUCUCGAAGCAGGUCACGCAGUAGGUCCAGCAAUAAGUCUCGGAGCAAGUCCCGCAAUAAGUCUCGGAGCAAGUCCCGCAAUAAGUCCCACAGCAAGUCUAAAUCAAGGUCUCGUUCCCGCUCUGCAUCUGGUUCCCGGGCUUCGCGGUCACGCUCUCGUUCACCCAUCAAAUCAAGAUCUGCCUCUCGUUCUCGUUCUCCAAUUAAAUCAAGAUCUGGUUCUCGUUCUCGUUCUCCAAUUAAAUCAAGAUCUGGCUCUCGUUCUCCAUCAAGGAGCAGAUCCCGAAGUGGCUCCCCAGCUAGAUCAGAAAGAUCCGCUAAGUCGGGAGCUUCCAGCAGAUCGGCAAAAUCGGCACGAUCAAGUCGCAGGAGCAGAAGCGGCUCUCCAGCUGUCAAUGGUUCCGUGGGCCAGUCUGGAUCCCCUGCACAUAGCAAGGCUUCAGGCGAUGCUUCUGGAUCUGAUUCAGGAUCUGACUCGGAUUCUUCUGGCUCAGGUUCUGGCUCUGAUUCAGAUUAGCUUUUUGUGUACAGAAUACUAUUAUGUAUGAACAGAGUACAGUACAGUAUAUAAAUAUAAUGUACUAUACAUGUUUAUCAACAGUACUGUACUGGUACUGAUAUAUACUGAAUACAGUACAGUACUGUAUUACAAGUAAGUCUGGGAUGUUUUUUAAAUUUUUGCUGUAUAUCUGCUGUAUGGAUAUGAUUAUCCAGUAAUAAUUAUUUGACGACACUACGGAUGGCAAAUUGAAAGUGACCGGUGAGCCCAAGUGACCAGUGAGCCCACAUUCUGUGUCAUGUAUUAUUUUUUAUUUUUUUAUCAUUUGCAAGGUUAUGUAUUCAUACAGUAUUAUGCUAAUUUAUGAAUCAAGGGUUUCAUAAAGUUUUAGAGAACAGAUGUACUGUAACCCAGUCACAAGUUGAGCCUGGCCUCAGGACUCCCAGAACCCUCUCCAGGUAUGCUCAUGUGAAAGGAAGUGAUGACAUUUUGGUCCAUCAUGAACUCAUAGCAAGUUACAUCUGAGAAAUACAGGGAGAGUCUUGCCAUUACAAGACAAAAGAAGUGGUAAGGUUUAAGUUGAAAAAAUAAAGCAUGAAAUCCAAGCCAAAUUAUAAAGGAGAGACUUAACCAAUAAGAAAUGAACAGUAAACAAAUCUUUCUUCAACCUGUAUUUCUUGGUUUUGAUUUGAUAUGGAUCGAGGAUAGAUUGAAAUAUUGUUGCUUUCCCAUUAUUUCAUGUGUGGGUUGGGUUAUUUGUUUUUAAUCAAGUUACUGCCUGCAUCUACUCAAUAAAACAUCUAAAUUAUUAGAACCGCUUAAAA